AUGAGGAUCGCAACCCUCCAAUUCGCCCCAAAAUUGGGUGAUGUUCAGGGUAACAUCGAGAGAGCGAAUGCACUAUUAGAGAAAGGCAAGCCCAUCUCCUUGGGAGAUCAGACGCCGCCCGUUGGUAUUGGUCUGGACCUGUUGAGACCUGAUGUCUUGGUGUUACCAGAAUUAGCGUUAACUGGUUACAACUUCCCCUCAUUGGAUGCAAUCAAGCCAUAUCUCGAGCUAGCCGGUUCAGGACCGAGUGCUGCAUGGGCGCGAGAAACCGCCAAACGCCUGCAAUGCAAGGUCUGCGUGGGCUAUCCUGAGAUAGAGUCUAGUUCUACCGGAACAGAAUCUGAUCAAGUCAAGUACUACAACUCUCUGCUUGUGGUCGAUGAGGGUGGAAAAGUUAUCCACAACUAUCGCAAGAACUUCUUGUACUUCACCGACGACACAUGGGCCGCGGAGGGCAACGUGGAACGGGGGUUUCACGAGCUCACCUUCCAGGCGCAAGACCUCACACGUGCACAGGAGGUACUCACAGACGAUAUUCACCGAGCACACUCAAUACGGGUGGCAACCUCGUUCGGCAUCUGCAUGGACAUCAACCCUUACAAAUUUGAAGCUCCAUACACAGCCUGGGAAUUCGCCAAUCGUGUGCUAGACUCGCAGUCACAGCUUGUCAUUAUUUCCAUGGCCUGGCUGACGCUACUUACCAAGGAGGAGCUCGCCGCGCUAGAGGGCCAGCCCGAGAUGGACACAUUCAACUACUGGCUGAAUCGGUUCUAUCCGCUGAUCGAAAAGCAAAUGCAGCAUACGCGUGAUCUAGAUGGAGAGGACGGCCCGAAAAAGGUGGAGCCGGCGGCAGAUGAUACCAAGCCACCGGCGCGGUAUGCGGGGACCAGCGCCGUCAUUGCUGUGACGCAACGGCCGCGUUCUGAGCCCAAGGGGUCACGAGUCGGGGGCCAAGAGAAUUCAAUCGACGUCGAGUCGGCUUUUGAUGUGAAGAUUCUCUGCUGGGAUCUGCUUGGCGCGGCGGAAGAGGGUAUUUGUUUCGCGGAUACCACGGGAGACCCGAAAAUGGUGUUUGGGCUAAGGUCUAGAUCAGGGCCAGAGUCAAAGUCAGACUCCGACUCAGACUUAGACUCAGAGACAGGGUCAGAAUAA
Messenger RNA from Penicillium maclennaniae, 1152 nucleotides. RefSeq names its product putative protein N-terminal asparagine amidohydrolase. Bases 1 to 1152 code for a protein of 383 amino acids. Gene Ontology annotation, molecular function: protein-N-terminal glutamine amidohydrolase activity; protein-N-terminal asparagine amidohydrolase activity. Lineage: Eukaryota; Fungi; Ascomycota; Eurotiomycetes; Eurotiales; Aspergillaceae. Gene Ontology annotation, biological process: protein catabolic process. The record is from RefSeq and is a predicted model, not a curated record. The transcript has 3 exons.